GGUUGCUUGCUGUAGCAAAAGAUAUGGAUUUUAAAGCAUUGCUACAGGCAGAAAUUAACAGAAAAAGACAAAAAGUAGAAUCGAAAGACAUACUGGCACCAAAUAAAAAAUAUUUCAAACGAGGAGACUUAGCAGCAAAGGAAGAGGAGGAGUACUGGAAAAGACAUAAAGGGGGGAAUGACAAAAAACAGGAAUCUCCAGAAAAGGUAGAAGAUUCUCAGGAAGAACAAAUAGGACAGUCUGAAGAGAAGGUCCCUCAACUAGCAAGAAAGGAGGUGAUAAGAAGGCUUCGAGAGAGACACGAGCCUAUCAGACUCUUUGGAGAAAGUGAUUAUGAGGCCUAUCUUCGACUAAAAAGACUGGAAACUGAUGGACCUGAUGCCAGAGAGGAGGGUUUCAGGAAUGAGUUCAAAGCAGCUAUGGACAAAGUAGAUGAAGACUAUUUCAAAGAAAUGGUGGAAGCUGCCACAUCGGGUGAAGGUGGCAAAAAGUCAAAUGAUGUGUCAAUCAAAGACGACGGCACCACAGUGGAGGACAUUCAGAAAAUGAAAGAAGAAAUAGGGAAAGGUGACUCAGAGAAAAACUCUGAUAUAAUUUUGAGAUUUCUAAAGUACCUCCUGAAAAUGUGGGGACAGACAUUAAAUGAGAGGACAGAGGACGAGAAAAGAACACUUAAAGGAAAGGAAGCAAGUGCCAUUCACACACAAACAGUCAGUUAUCUCAAGCCAUUGUUCAGGAAUCUCAAACACAAGACCAUUGAUGAAGAUAUAUUAGAUGCCAUGGUUAUCAUUGUUCAUCACCUAAUGCAUAGAGACUAUCUAAAGGCUAAUGAUGCGUACUUGGAGAUGGCUAUUGGAAAUGCUCCCUGGCCUAUCGGGGUCACUAUGGUGGGUAUCCACGCUCGUACUGGUCGUGAGAAAAUUUCAUCUCGGCAUAUCGCACACGUACUUAAUGAUGAAACACAGAGAAAGUAUAUACAGGCAUUAAAGAGACUUAUGACACAGUGUCAGAAGAUUUUCCCCACAGAUCCAUCAUUUAGUGUAAAUUACGAGAAACCCAAUACGUGAUAUUGACUGAUCGAGAAAGCUCUUAAUAAGUUAUUAUAUAUUUUAUAAAUGUGCUGAUUUGACAGAGAACAGAAAAGCAGUGAGUUACCAUUAUUUUUAUUCAAUUAAGUACAGGUAAAUGGUUUAUGAGCAGCUUACACCAGACUUGAUAAAAUAUCCAUGAAGGAAAAUUGUUCUUCUGUUGGUUGAAUGUGCAUUUAUGGUCAACUGGUCUUGUUGCCUAUAAAAAAGCAAGAAUCUUACCUCAUUCUCUAUUAGAAUUAUUUCAGCAAAGAAAUAAUAACAAUCAGAGAAAUCAUGCCAACUUCAUCAUGACAGUUUUUCCAGCCAAAACAAAAAUAUUGAUAACAAAAGCACAUUUUUAUUUACAGAUGUAUGUGUUGGAAAUUAAUCUGGAAAUGUUGAACCACUUGUUUUUGUUUUAAUAUAAUGUUGAUCUUCAAGCUAUUUAUGGGCAGUGAUUUUAAACCAUGUAAUAAA
This is a messenger RNA of Saccostrea echinata, 1547 nucleotides long. RefSeq names its product pre-mRNA-splicing factor 18-like. The transcript is spliced from 10 exons. Gene Ontology annotation, biological process: generation of catalytic spliceosome for second transesterification step; RNA splicing. Gene Ontology annotation, cellular component: U5 snRNP; U2-type post-spliceosomal complex; U4/U6 x U5 tri-snRNP complex. NCBI's taxonomy places the organism in Eukaryota, Metazoa, Mollusca, Bivalvia, Ostreida, Ostreidae. Bases 24 to 1067 code for a protein of 347 amino acids. The record is from RefSeq and is a predicted model, not a curated record.